Molecule: messenger RNA, 899 nt
Organism: Lathyrus oleraceus (garden pea)
Lineage: Eukaryota; Viridiplantae; Streptophyta; Magnoliopsida; Fabales; Fabaceae
Product: protein HEADING DATE 3A
Exons: 4
Coding region: 31-567 (178 amino acids)
Source: RefSeq, a predicted model, not a curated record
AAUCAUCAAAGCAUAUAAACAAUAUUAAUCAUGCGUAUGAAAUCAUCGAAUCCUCUUGUUGUUGGUAAUGUAAUUGGAGAUGUUUUAGAUCCAUUCAUAAAUUCAGUAUCUCUAAGAGUUGUUUAUGAAAAUAACAAAGAAGUGAUCAACAGUGGUGAGCUCAAACCUUCUCAAAUAGUGAAUCCACCAAGAGUUCAAGUUGGUGGAAAUGACUUCAGGACUCUUUACACUCUGGUGAUGGUGAACCCUGAUGCACCAAGCCCUUGUGAUCCUAAUAUGAGGGAAUACCUCUAUUGGAUGGUAACCAAUAUUCCAGCGACUACCGGGACAGCAUUUGGGCAAGAGAUAGUGAGCUAUGAAAGUCCAAGGCCAGCAUCAGGAAUUCAUCGUAUGAUUUUUGUGCUGUUUCAACAACCUUGUAGACACACUAUAUUACCACCUGGUUGGCGACAGAAUUUCAUUACUAGAGAUUUUGCAGAAGUUUAUAACCUUGGUUCACCUGUUGCUGCUCUCUACUUCAACUGUCAAAGAGAGAAUGGUUCUGGUGGAAGGAGAAUGAUCACUUAAUGCAAUAAUAGUCUAAACAUAUCCAUGCACCUUAAUAUAUAGAUAGUAAAUAAGAGUGGAUAUGUUAAAUUAAGCUUAAAAAAUAAUCAUUAUUAUAAUAGAAAUAAUGAUGUCCCGUAAGUACAGCUUGGAUAGUAAGAAACUGUAGGGAUAUUGGAUGAUCUAAGAAACUUUCCCUUUAUUAGUAAUGUAAUGAUCUUUGAAGAAUAAAUAUUUAGUAAUGUAAUGGAGUGUUUAAUUUUUGCCGCUAGGCUCUUUAGAAAAAAGUGUGGAUCCAAGUGUUUAGUAAUGUAAUGAUCUUUCAACAAUACAUAUUUAGUGACUAUUUGAAA